UAUCGAUUGACCCUUCUGUUUCAGUUACUUUAUCAAUAUGGAAACAUACGGAUUGGUGAGACCUUAGUCGAAGAGCUUUGGUGUAUAAGAAUGAGGACGAAUCCCUCCCUAUCCUGAGUCUUCAUCCCAUUCUUCAUCUGGCUCUAGCUUUGAACAUAAUUCUACAAGGCCCAAUUUUCUUCAAGCUCAUACAUCAUCGUCAUCAUGGUCAAGACCGCCCUUCUCCCUCUCGCUCUCCUUGCUGCACUGGCUCCCUUUGCCGCCGCAAGGAACUGCAAGACUGGGCUUAAUUAUUGUGGAUGGAACCUCCUUAACAUUGGCAAGUACGGGGCCCAGGUCAAUGGCGCCCUCGAUGCUGCCCACCAGCCGACCGACGAUGCCCAUAUUCGUGAAUCCCUCUUCCACUGCAACGGUGGCGAUAAUGGCGAUAUCUCUUUCUUCACAUACUGCGGUGGUGGCUGCAAGGAUGGCGGCAUGGACCGCAGCGACUACUGCUAGAUAUUUGGUUGCGGAUUGGUAUCAACUUCUAACUAGUGGUGCGAUAUGGAUGCGGCCAUUGUACUUUAUUCCCUUCAUUCCCUUCAUCGUAUCCAACAUACGGUAUAGUGGAGUCUUAGUCUAGAAAGGAAAUGCAACUUUUAGGGGCUGAGCUUGA
This is a messenger RNA of Aspergillus neoniger CBS 115656, 655 nucleotides long. RefSeq lists its product as uncharacterized. The record is from RefSeq and is a predicted model, not a curated record. Bases 205 to 498 code for a protein of 97 amino acids. Lineage: Eukaryota; Fungi; Ascomycota; Eurotiomycetes; Eurotiales; Aspergillaceae. The transcript has 2 exons.